UCUCCGCGCUCCUCCUCCCGCGGGUGCGAGCUGUCAGCCGGGCGGGCCGGCUCCGUCAUAUGACCGGCCGGCGGCCGCGGCCCCGCACCUCCCGUCCGCUGCAGCGGUCCCGCGCUCGCGCCCCUCCGGGCGGCCGCGCCCCCGUCGCCAUGGCCCCGCCGCGGCCGCCGUGGGCUGCGCGCUGAGCCGCCGGGUCCCCGAGCGUGGCCGCCCGCGUGCACGCCAUGGCCCCGACCCUGCUCCAGAAGCUCUUCAACAAAAGGGGCGGCGGCGCGGCGUCCGCCCAGGCCCGGCCGCCCAAGGAGGAGCCUGCCUUCAGCUGGUCGUGUUCGGAGCUUGACCUGAGUGAUAUUCGCCUGAUAGUGUACCAGGACUGUGAGAGGAGAGGCAGACAAGUCAUGUUUGACUCCAGAGCUGUUCAGAAGACGGAAGAGGCCGUAGCUCAGAAAGCAGAGGAUGUCCCUGUUAAAAUGUCAGCCAGGUGCUGUCAAGAGAGCGGGAGUGUCAGCAGCGGCAGCAGCGGCGGCAGCAUCUCUUCCCAGAGCUCUGGAGGAUCUUUCCAGCAUGCUAAGGAGCAGCUCCCAAAGUACCAAUACACGAGACCAGCUUCCGAUGUCAACAUGCUUGGGGAAAUGAUGUUCGGCUCUGUUGCCAUGAGUUACAGAGGCUCCACCCUGAAGAUACACUACAUACGUUCUCCUCCACAACUGAUGAUUAGUAAAGUCUUUUCUGCUAGAAUGGGUAGCUUCUGCGGAAGCACAAAUAACCUGCAGGACAGCUUCGAAUACAUCAACCAGGAUCCUCAGGUUGGAAAACUGAACAUGAAUCACAACAGUCUGGGUCCUUGUCGCACUGGAAGUAACCUAGGUCUGCUGCAGGCAUGCAGUGGCAAGCUGCUGCAGGGGGUGUCCGAAGGAGGACCGCUCCGGCUCACCCGCAGCGCUUCUUUCUUUGCAGCCCACAGCACACCAGUCGAUAUGCCAAGCAGAGGCCAGAGUGAAGACAGGGACAGCGGCAUUGCCCGAUCAGCUUCACUGAGCAGCCUUUUGAUCACACCCUUCCCGUCCCCAAGCUCCUCUGCAUCCUCCUCCAGCAGUUAUCAGCGCCGCUGGCUUCGAAGUCAGACAACAAGUUUGGAAAAUGGCAUCUUUCCAAGGAGGUCCACUGAUGAGAUGUUCAGCUUGGCUGACGAAAGCUGUAGCUCUAAUCCAGCCAUAGUUAGGAGGAAGAAAAUUGCCAUCAGCGUCAUCUUUUCCUUGUGUGAGAGAGAAGCAGCACAGCAGAACUUCCAGGACUUCUUUUUCUCCCACUUCCCCCUGUUUGAAUCCCACAUGAACAGGCUCAAGAGCGCCAUUGAAAAGGCCAUGAUCUCCUGCAGAAAGAUAGCAGAAUCAAGUCUCCGUGUCCAGUUUUACGUGAGUCGUCUGAUGGAGGCACUGGGAGAAUUCAGGGGGACUAUCUGGAACUUGUAUUCUGUUCCAAGAAUAGCUGAACCAGUAUGGCUCACCAUGAUGUCGAGCACGUUGGAAAAAAACCAGCUCUGCCAGCGCUUUCUCAAGGAAUUUAUACUUCUGAUUGAGCAAGUCAACAAAAACCAGUUUUUCGCUGCCUUAUUGACUGCGGUGUUAACAUACCAUUUGGCCUGGGUACCAACUGUGAUGCCUGUUGAUCACCCUCCCAUUAAAGCCUUCUCGGAGAAGCGUACCUCUCAGUCGGUGAACAUGCUGGCCAAAACACAUCCGUACAAUCCUCUCUGGGCACAGCUGGGUGACCUUUAUGGAGCUAUAGGCUCUCCAGUGAGACUGACCCGCACAGUGGUGAUUGGAAAGCAGAAGGAUUUGGUCCAGCGCAUCCUUUAUGUUCUGACCUACUUUCUCCGUUGCUCCGAGCUACAAGAGAAUCAGCUGACCUGGAGUGGGAAUCCUAGUGAAGACGACCAAAUUAUAAAUGGGAGCAAGAUUGUAACAGCCCUGGAAAAAGGAGAGGUGGAGGAAUCUGAGUAUGUGGUAGUUACGGUGAGAAAUGAGCCUGCUCUUGUCCCGCCAAUCCUACCACCAGUGACUGCUGGAACAGGGAGCGCAGAGCCUAGAGGAGCAGCUGAGAUCCCGGAAGGCACUGAUACCAGUGAGCUGGGUCACAAACCUGACAGAAACAGAUGCAAGAGGCCAGAACAGAGUUCUGAGGCCAGUAGCAUGGGGUUCCAAGAGGCAGAACCUGACAGUUCGUGGACACCUCAAGGCAUAGUCUGUAAGGACAAACAGAAUGACCAAGAGGCACCCCAAGAUGACUCUUCAAGACCUCCCAGCUCUGAGGUUCCCAGGGUAAGACGAAGGAUGGACCCACAUGCUGUCCAUGAGGAGCUGCAUGGGGAGCUGCUAAAGAAACCAGCUGACAGGUCAGCAGCGUGGCCCUGCCCUGACAGACAUUCCCAGGAGGAUCCUCCUGUUGAAAAGGUCACCUUCCAUAUUGGAAGCUCUGUCUCACCAGAGGCCGACUUUGAAAGCCGCACCAAAAAAAUGGAGGAGCGGCUAAAGACCUGUGGACAGUUUUGUGGGACCAGUGCCUCUCUCAGUCCGAGCGUGGACACUGGCCUGACUCAAGACCAGCAGGACUCUAGGUGUUGCUCCAAAGCUGACUUUCAAAAGGACAAUGCCCUUCCUGAGGACCAGUCCUCGGGAGGAGAAGGCGUCUCUGAGGACAGAGGCCUCCAAGCCAACAUCAUGGCAUGUGCUGGGGAACAACUUAGCCUAGCUCAUGGCCACCCUGCACCUUCCAGCUGUGUGGCAGACGGUGGCCAGAGACCACUGGAGCACACUGGAGAUUUGCAAUGCCAAGGCAAGAAAAGACCUUUGUCACAGCAUGUAAACAGAUAUAGACAGCAGCAUGGUCUGCUGGGUGCUGCAGAUGUCCCCUGUGGGGAUGCCAGUGGUAAGGCCAACUUCAGGAUCGAAGGAGACAUUCCCAGGAAUGAAAGCUUGGAUAGUGCUCUCGGAGACAGUGAUACUGAAGCGUGUGCUUUUGCCCUGCUAGGCCUAGGUCCCAGUUGUGACAGGACUGAAGGGUCCUUGGAAGUGGAGCUGCCUCUGCCAAGGUCUCAGAGCACCAGCAAGCCAAAUGUCAGAAAUUUUGCCCGCUCGCUUCUGGCGGGUUACUGCGCUACGUAUAUGCCUGAUUUGGUGCUGCAUGGCACCGGCAGCGACGAGAAGCUGAAGCAGUGCCUGGCGGCUGACCUGGUCCACACGGUGCAUCACCCAGUGCUUGAUGAGCCCAUAGCCGAGGCCGUCUGUAUCAUUGCAGACACAGACAAAUGGACUGUCCAGGUGGCCACGAGUCAGAGGAAAGUGAUGGACGCCAUGAAGCUGGGCCAGGAUGUCUUGGUCUCUAAUCAGGUGUCCUGUUUACUGCAGUCCAUUUUACAGCUCUAUAAGCUUCACCUUCCUGCCGACUUCUGCAUCAUGCAUCUGGAAGAUAGACUACAGGAGAUGUACCUUAAAAGUAAAAUGCUUUCCGAGUAUCUCCGGGGACACACACGUGUGCACGUGAAAGAACUGAGUGUGGUGCUGGGGAUUGAAUCUAACGACCUGCCUCUGCUGACCGCGAUUGCCAGUACUCAUUCUCCUUACGUGGCGCAGAUCCUCUUAUAACCAACUUCAGGACAGUUCUUGGAAAAGAAUCCGAAAGGAGUAAGCUCUCAGUGACGGCGAAGCUGCUGAAGCUGCUGAGGAGUGGCUGUCUCAACGGGAGCCUGUUUACUCGAUGCAGUGGCAAUUUGUGAUUGUUCAGAGUUCUCCGAGCCACGGUUUCCCAGGAAUCAAAAGAAAGUGACCUUUCUGGUGGGAGGCAAACGUAGGCACUACAGUCAAGCUAAGCAGACGCCCUCAUGCUGUUGGGCAGAAUAUUGAGGGCUGACUUUGGAGUAGGGAGUAACCAGUGGAGAGAACAUUCCAGAAGGAAAGUGCUGCCUGUUUAAGCAUGAGAGAGCGUGAAGUGUCGCUCUGAGAAGAAGCUGUGGAUUCCAGCUCGGAGCUCUCUUUACAGCCGGUGACGUGAAGAAAGCCACGUUGCGCCACCGCCUGCUCUGUGCACUGUUUGGCAUCGGAUGUGGAAGAGAGUGCUUUGGAGAGCCAUGGUUUGCUGUGGUUCCCGCGCAGCCACAGGCGGGUCUGAGGGGUUGCUGGUGCAAUAAAGCCCGGGAGUCGGUGUAGCGGCAGGGGCAUCAGGUGCCGGGGACAGCAUCGCCCUGUGCAGCCUCACACUGGGUCUCCAGCUUCCGUGUCUUCAGCCUCCGCCAGAACCUUUUACCAAAGUUGUUUCCAUGAGCUCAGGCGAGCUCCCCAGCCCCAGCCUCUUCCUCCUGCUGGUCCACGCAGAUGCCUGGCUCUGCUGUAAGGAGCAUGGGCCUGCUGGGAAGGGAGCCCUGCAGCAGCUCUGACGGCGGCGGAAAGCAGGCAGCGUGGACGUUUACAAGCAAUCCAUGUGCGAUCUCAGUUUUUACACGAUCAGCUCUGCACUUUUAUAGUAUCCCUUUAAUAUUCCUUUAAAAACAUCAUUCCAGAAGUUGACUUGACCAUUUAUAAAACUGAACCAAGGUGAGGAACUGUAAAAGUCCCAUUGGUCCUAAAGCCUAAAUACCCUUAGAUUACUGAGCUUAGAACAGUCUGUCCAAAGACUUUAAAAACAAAAAAAUCUGAUGUUUUAAAGACAGGAGCCAGUCAGGUCCAACACUGUCAGCCCCUCAGCCCUUCCCAUGUGUCUCUGGUGUCUGAGUGUCUAGGGGCUCGAGCGACUUCAUAGUUCAUAUCCUGAUCCCUGUGACAUGUUUGUCUCUCUUCAUUACAAACACAAGUUAGUUGAGAGUAUGUGCUCCCUGUGCUACUGAGGACCGAUGCCUACAUCAUCUCUUAGUAGUCGGCCAGGGCAUGGGCUCUCCCUCUUUCCUUCUCUCUCCUCUCCCUCCCCUUCCUCUUCUCCCUUUC
Molecule: messenger RNA, 4976 nt
Organism: Onychomys torridus (southern grasshopper mouse)
Lineage: Eukaryota; Metazoa; Chordata; Mammalia; Rodentia; Cricetidae
Gene: Fnip2
Product: folliculin interacting protein 2
Exons: 18
Coding region: 225-3644 (1139 amino acids)
Cellular component (GO): cytoplasm
Molecular function (GO): protein-folding chaperone binding; ATPase inhibitor activity
Source: RefSeq, a predicted model, not a curated record